AUGGAGAAGGAAUUCAUAGAAAUUAAUUCCACAGUUGAAUCAGACGAUGAAACUGUAGAAGAAAUUAUUAUGGAAACCUUCUCUGCAGAAUCUCCUGAAAACAUGGUCUCUGAGGAAAAGGGAUCUGUGAAAGUCACUUCCACAGACAGUUCAACUGUUGAUCCCAAAGGUGACCUUAACAAAACAGAAUCAACUGAAUCUGUUCCAUCUAAAAAGAAGUGGUCGCGUAGAAACAGAAGGCCAAAGAGAAAGAAUGUUAAAAAGGAAAACUCAAAUCUCAAGCAAACAGAACCCAAGCUCAAGGGUAAGGUAGCGGAUAGUUACUCUUGUGCUGACAAUUGUGAGCCGGGUACAUCCAAGAUCAAGCAUCCUCGAAAGCACUCAGCGUCAAAUGAAAGGAAAAGACGUGAUCAGUUCUCGAGAAUAACACAAGCUGAACUAGAUGUGUUUUUCUCAAAAAGCAAAUCAGGGGGCAUCAACUCAUGUCUAUUCAGAAACAAACAAGAUGACCCCGACGUGAUAGUGAGAAACAAGGCUCGACUGGCAAUUCAAGGCUUCGAUCAAGUUGAAGGUCUGGAUUAUGAUGAGGUGCACGCACCGGUGGCACGUCUGGAGGCCAUUCGUAUGAUGAGAAAGAAGUUCGAAAGGCGCUCGUUGAGAGAAGUGAAAAUGUUUUUGGGCUUACAAGUUCAUCAAAACAAGGAUAUGAAGUGUACAUCAGCUGGAUGCCAAUUCUUGGGGGACAGUCUCAUCUCAUGGCAGUGCAAGAAGCAACAGCUCACUUUUGCAGCGGAAGCAAAGUGCGUUACAGCAUCUGCUGCCUAUUGCUCUCAGGUUCUUUGGAUACAACACCAGCUCAAGGAUUACGGUUUGACUUAUCUAAACUCUACUACUUAUUUUGAUAAUGACUACUUAUUUUGA
Helianthus annuus (common sunflower) is the source of this 921-nucleotide messenger RNA. RefSeq lists its product as uncharacterized. The record is from RefSeq and is a predicted model, not a curated record. NCBI's taxonomy places the organism in Eukaryota, Viridiplantae, Streptophyta, Magnoliopsida, Asterales, Asteraceae. The coding region runs from base 1 to 921 and encodes 306 amino acids. The transcript has 2 exons.